Messenger RNA from Capsella rubella, 1422 nucleotides. RefSeq names its product probable fructokinase-6, chloroplastic. Gene Ontology annotation, molecular function: fructokinase activity. The transcript is spliced from 7 exons. NCBI's taxonomy places the organism in Eukaryota, Viridiplantae, Streptophyta, Magnoliopsida, Brassicales, Brassicaceae. Gene Ontology annotation, cellular component: chloroplast stroma; cytosol. The record is from RefSeq and is a predicted model, not a curated record. Gene Ontology annotation, biological process: fructose metabolic process. The coding region runs from base 131 to 1282 and encodes 383 amino acids.
UCUCUCUCUCUCAAAUCUCAACUCACAUCACUCAGCUUCAUCUCUCUCACAAGCAUACAAACACACAAAAACUUAGCGUUUCCCAAACGUUGUUUCCGAUCUCUGCGUUUCCCGUUCGCGUUUUCCGACAAUGAUGGCUCUCCAAGCCGCCACUUCCAUGUUCUGUUUCUCCGGUCCAACUCUCCGAUCAAACUCACUCACUUCGAGCCGUCGUAGUAUCUCCAUCAAAGCCUCUUCUUCAAAACUCUCGAAUUCACGAUCUAAUCUCCUCAAAGGAAGAGCAUUGUCUAGUAGUGAUGGUUCAACACAAGAGUCACCUGAUGUGGUUUGUUUUGGGGAAAUGCUGAUUGAUUUUGUACCAACGACUAGUGGGCUUUCAUUAGCCGAUGCACCGGCUUUUAAAAAGGCUCCAGGUGGUGCACCUGCUAAUGUAGCUGUUGGUAUAGCUCGUCUUGGUGGUUCUUCAGCUUUCAUUGGGAAGGUUGGUGAAGAUGAGUUUGGUUACAUGCUUGCGAGUAUUUUGAAAGAUAACAAUGUGAAUAAUGAAGGUAUGAGGUUUGAUCCUGGAGCUAGAACUGCUUUAGCUUUUGUGACAUUGACUAGUGAAGGUGAAAGGGAGUUUAUGUUUUAUCGAAACCCGAGUGCUGAUAUGUUGUUAGAAGAGUCUGAGCUUGAUCUUGAUUUGAUUAAAAAGGCGAAGAUAUUUCAUUACGGUUCGAUUAGUCUUAUCACAGAACCGUGCAAGUCUGCACAUAUAGCUGCUGCAAAGGCUGCUAAGGAAGCUGGUGUUCUUCUUUCCUAUGAUCCAAACCUUAGGCUACCAUUGUGGCCUUCUCCAGACAAUGCUAGAGAUGAGAUUUUGAGUAUUUGGGACACUGCUGAUAUUAUAAAGAUAAGUGAAGAGGAGAUCGUCUUUCUAACGAAAGGAGAAGAUCCAUAUGAUGAUAAUGUCGUCCGCAAGUUGUUUCAUCCUAAGCUUAAACUACUCCUUGUCACUGAAGGCCCUGAAGGCUGUCGGUACUACACCAAGGAUUUUAAUGGGAGAGUGCAUGGAUUGAAGGUGGAUGUAGUGGACACAACAGGUGCUGGGGAUGCAUUUGUUGCCGGGAUACUUUCACAACUAGCCAAUGAUCUGUCCUUGCUUCAGGACGAAGAACGACUGAAAGAGGCUUUAAUGUUUGCGAAUGCUUGCGGGGCGUUAACCGUUAAACAGAGAGGCGCAAUCCCGGCCCUUCCCACGAAAGAAGCUGUACAUGAGGCUCUACUCCAAUCUGUUGUUUAAACAUUCAGUAACACCACCAAAGAAACAGAUUUUGCAGGUUUGCAUUUUGUUGUUGUAAAAUUGUUGUAUAAUGUAACUUUGUAUUCUAGUAGCUGUAGAGGUAAUAAGUCUUUGAAAUAAUUUCAUAGUUCUUGAGCCAA